AACCCUCCACACUUUUGCUGCUCUCUUUAUUUCUUCCCGUUCUGUCCUACGUCUACCCCCCAACAGCUAGUGGGUUGUAUUGUAAAGAGAGAAGGAGAGAGAGAGACCGAAUCCCCACACGAGGAUUGCUUCCCAGUCAUCCAGUCAUUCACCAUUCGGACCUUGACCGGGCUGGAAUAGCGACACAAAAACGGUUGUGUACACACAAGUGUCGUUACAACAUUGACCCGAAAUCAAUUUUAUUUGCCAUCGCUUUCAUUUGUGCUCGAGUUUUGAUCCCCGUACAUCGGAGUUCAACAGAAAUGACGUGUCAUGGCGGUGACUGCUGCUGAGUGGACGUGAAAUGACUUCGACAGCCUUGACACACACUUUAAUUGAAGAUAAUUCAAACUAAGAAGACAUGGAACCCAGAGAUCCAGAGAGCUUGAAAUGUCGUCACAAAUCUAUGCAAUGGAGGAGAAGAGACGAAGACGGAGAAGAGGAUGAAGACUCUUGCGCUACUAGUCCAGCGACGGAAGCGUUAUUUGAAGAGAACCGGAUGUUGGCCCCGUCCACGUCGUCGUACAAAUCGUCGCCUCUGCUGGACAACUCGUCAGCUCCAUCAACGCCCAUGAAGAGUCCGACCGGAGCGUCGGAACUCAACCGGCAAAUAUUGGCGUUGCGGCGGGAGAGCCGGGCGUCCCGCGGAAGCACCGGCGUGAUCGAGAUGGUCGAAGACGCUCUGGGCGGCGCCGUCGUCACCGUCCCACCGAGCAGCUGCUCCGGCAACGGCGGAUCAGCCGGCCGGGAUGCCCGCUACCGCAAAUGGCAAACGCGCUUGUACAAUUUCUUGGAGCGGCCCCGAGGCUCUAAAGCGAUCGCUUAUCACGUCGUCGUGUUCGUGAUGGUAUUUGCCUGUUUGGCUCUCAGUGUCUUUUCGACCAUUGAGGAAUUCCAGGAAUCAGCUGACGUGGCUCUCCUCUACAUGGAAGGAUUGGUCGUCUUCUGGUUCACCGUCGAAUUCAUUUUCAGGCUCUGGUCGUCCGGUUGCCGUUCGCGCUACCAGGGAUUCCUCGGUCGUUUGAAGUUUUUACGGCGGCCUUUCUGCGUGAUCGAUGUCGUGACGAUCGUUGCCAGCGUCGUCGUGAUCUCGCUGGGCAGCGGCGGCCAGGUUUUCGCCACAUCCGCCCUCCGCGGGCUCCGCUUCUUCCAGAUUCUCCGCAUGGUGCGCAUGGAUCGCCGCGGAGGCACCUGGAAACUCCUCGGCUCCGUCGUCUACGCCCAUCGGCAGGAGCUCUUCACCACUGUAUAUAUCGGAUUCCUGGCGCUCAUCUUCUCCUCUUUCCUCAUGUACCUGGCCGAGAAAGAAGCCAAUCCGGAAAAGUUUAGCAAUUUCGCCGACGCCCUCUGGUGGGGAGUGAUUACCCUGUCGACGGUGGGCUACGGCGACGCGUUCCCAAUCACUUGGCAAGGCAAACUAAUCGCUUCCGGAUGCGCUCUGAUGGGAAUCUGCUUCUUUGCGCUGCCCUCCGGGAUUUUGGGAUCUGGAUUCGCUUUAAAAGUCCAGCAACAGCAGAGACAGAAACACAUGAUCCGGCGACGUCAACCGGCCGCCUCUUUGAUCCAGUGCCUGUGGCGAUGUUGCGCCGCCGACGGACUCUUCCGCUCCGUGGCCACUUGGAAGGUUCACAUGCCCAGUCCCAACUCGUACAAACACAAUACGUCAUUCGUGAUGACGCGGUUGCCGACGAUCCGGCGGCCGAAAGCCCCGCCUCCGGCGCACAAAAUAGCCCUGGUUUCGGCCAACCUUGCCGGUUGCGCCAUCUCGGGACAGAUUCCGGAAGCCAACGAAUGCGGCGCUCAUCCCAACAUCAACGGCGGCAUCGGCCGGAAGCUCGUUCACGAUAGCAGCCGCAAUUCUUCCGACGAUGAAGAGGAACACCCCGUGCGCUACAUCCAGCUGACUCCGCAGUACCGCAUGGCGAUCCGUGCCAUCCGCAAAAUGAAGUUCCUUGUGGCGCGACGCAAGUUCAAGGAGGCUCUCAAGCCGUACGACGUCAAAGACGUCAUCGAGCAGUACUCGGCUGGUCACGUUGAUCUCUUGGGGCGAGUGAAAGCAUUACAAGCCAGGCUGGACCAGAUCCUGGGCAAACAAGGAGGCUCUUCGUCUAAAGGCAAGGACGUUUACGACAACAAGUACUGUUUGGCCUCCCGCAUCGUCAACGUUGAACGACAGGUGGGCGAUAUUGAGGCCAAGGUGCAAAGGAUCCUCGAACUCUGCCUGGAGGACAGACAGACGAAGCGACAGGCAAACGCCAGUAAUCCGGGUGAUGAUCCAUCGCCUCUGCCAAUUGUUCAUCCGCUCCGACCGAAUCCUCCGUCAUCUUUGGGUUUGCCGGUCAUCUCGUCGACGAACGCGUUAGCAACGCCACUCAAGCCGAUUUUGGUAGUCGAUAGAGGGCACGAGACGUCGGCCAGCAGCGCCGAAGCUCAUCACCACCAACAACAACAACAACCAGGAGGAGGUGGUGGUGGUGGACAAGAGGAUCAACAUCCGUCGCCAGUCAAAAAGCGCGUCACCUUGCAGUCCUAGUGACGGACGCCGACAACGAUCCUUGAAUUUCUCUUUCUUGGUCUCCACACAUAUCCAUCCAUGAUCCAUGUCCAUCCAUCCUGUUGGUGCCCUCCAUCAUAUCUAAUAAAUAUAUAAGAUCUUA
Daphnia pulex (common water flea) is the source of this 2696-nucleotide messenger RNA. It is a transcript of the gene KCNQ, whose product is annotated as potassium voltage-gated channel subfamily KQT member 1-like. The coding region runs from base 401 to 2572 and encodes 723 amino acids. Gene Ontology annotation, molecular function: voltage-gated potassium channel activity. Gene Ontology annotation, biological process: potassium ion transport; transmembrane transport. The record is from RefSeq and is a predicted model, not a curated record. The transcript is spliced from 14 exons. Gene Ontology annotation, cellular component: membrane. Lineage: Eukaryota; Metazoa; Arthropoda; Branchiopoda; Diplostraca; Daphniidae.